GCCAGAUCUGGGAUCAGAACUCCGGUCCUCUGGAAUAGUAACAAGUGCUGUUAAUCACUAAGCCAUCUCUCCAGAUCCAAAAGAAGUCUUUGAUAUUGUUGUCCUAAGUCUUAAGCUACAAUUUCUCAACUAUAAAACAGGCUGCAUAGUAGGAUUUCCUUCGUAGGGUUUAUGGGAAGAAUAAAUAAGACAACAUGUACUCUCAGCACAGCAACUAGCAUUUAGAAACGCUUGCCCUCCCUGCCCACAUCUAACCUAUUUCCUGUUUCUGAGUCUUAGACGAAACGGGUAACAUGUGUGAUCGGACGGAGCACGUGAAGGGACCGGAUCUCCACAGGGCAACAGCAGGAUAACCAAGAGGAGUUCCAGUGAGUGCCCAGCAUCGAUGAGGGUAACGGAAACCAGACCAAUGAACACUUGCAAGUGAAGAUGUGUGGAAAAGGGGUCUGCCGUGUGACUCACACUGCAGCUUCCAUGACGAGAAGGUAAGAUGACAUAGUCUAACAUGACUCCUCCUACCUAACUUAAGUCACAGCUGAGGACUAGAACGUGUUAGAUGGAGCAUCCUGUGACUGACUGACAACCUGAGAACAGCAUGGCUGGUUUCUCCGCACUCAUCAUCGUCUUUACCUCUGUCCUCUGUCAGCUCCCAGUGACAGCAACUUCUGGAGCCCUAAAGGAUGUGGUUGGUGCCCAUGGUGGAUCUGUGACCUUCACUCUGAAUUCCACAGAAAACCAGGUUGACACUGUUAUAUGGACCUUCAAUACAGUCUCUGUUGCCAUCGUAACUAGAGACCAUUUCAAAGUGCUCCAAAAUCAUAACAAAAAAAGAAUAGUCUUCCCAGAUGGAAUCCACUCUAUGAAACUCAGCCACUUGAAGAAGAAUGACUCGGGUGUCUACCGUGCAGAGAUUCACAAUACAUCACUUCAGUCUCCCUUCUCCCAGGAGUUCGUGCUGUGCGUCUAUGAGAGUCUGUCAACACCAAAAGUCACCAUGGAUGGGCAAGACAAGAAUGGCACCUGCAUGACCAAACUGACAUGCUCCAUGGAAGAAGGAAGAGACAAUGUGACUUACAGCUGGAGAGCCAUAGGGCAGGGAGUCAAUGAGUUUCAUCAUGGUGCCAUCCUCCCCAUCUUUUGGAAAUUGGGAGACAAAGACAAGACCUUAAUUUGCAUAGCCAGGAAUCCCAUAAGCCACAGUUCCUCGGACCCCGUCCUUGCCCGGAAUCUUUGUGAAGAUACUGCCAACAACCUAAGUUCAUCCAGGUUCAUCCUAUACACCAUACCAGUGGCCAUCGGGCUCGGUGUCCUGCUGGUGAUUAUUCUCUUUGCUAUGUGGACAGAGAAAGGAAAAGGAUCCAAGGAAGACACAGAGAGAGUGGACAAUCACCAUGAAAAGCCCAACUUCUGCCCCCACUUGGAAGAGAGUACAGAAUAUGACACAAUCCCUUAUACUAAUGAAAGGGGUCUGGAAGAGGACGCAGCAAACACACUCUACUCCACUGUGCAGAUCCCCAAAGCGGUGAAGAGUCCCAACUCCUUGCCUACAAUGCUACAUAUACCAAGGCAAUUAAGCUUUGAAAAUAUUAUCUAGACAGCAGUAUUCUCUCUUCUCACUCCAGAAAAAUGCAAAGAAAAUUCACUAUUCUCAGCAGAAAUGGAAACUUCCACCAUAGAUUGAAUGCAAAUGCCCCCCCAAACCCAUGUAUUUUCGUACAGAUGGUGGAGGCCAGGCUCAAGACGUUUCAGAGAAUAGUGACUUUGGGGAUUGGGAUAGUGCCCAUUCGUGUUCCAUUUAAUGGAGAAAUUUUCAAGACAAUACAACAUUUAGGCUGUGACACAGCCAUACUCCCAGUUUUUAUUCAUAUUUGUAGUAAGAAAUCAAAACAAAGAAAAGGAACCAGAAGAAGAAGAAAGCAUGCAGUUUGGUAAGAGCGUGAAUUUAAAGUUGUGGAGAAACUGGGCAUCACAAAGCAGUUGUAACAGUUAAAGAGAUAAGCACCCAUAGAGAAUAACCGCAGCCUCCGCUCUAGGACAAUAGAAAAGGCGCUCUGAGAGUGAGUCCUUAUCUAUCAAGAACUCCAAUAUACAAACCGAAAAGCCCAUUUGAAAGUUUUCAUUCAAAAGGAAGAAUAUCUGAACACAGAGUGUCCUACUUCGUCACAUCAGACUGGGAAAGUGUUUCUCCAGAGUCACCUGCACAGUUUCUCAGAGCCUGCUGAAUCCCUGACUCAAGGGGGUGUGGGUCUGUCCUGGGCCAGCAGCAGAACUUAGCAAUGUGCAUAUGCUGGUGGCUUGGCAAACAGGCAGAGUGUUAAAGCUAGAAGCCACCGAGGUUUGCACCAAGGUUCCAGUGCGGGGAAAGCCAGGCGACCUAUAUCGAGGUUGGUCUUUCUGAGUUGCAUAAAACUGUGAAGGCAAAACCUAAGUUGCAGGGUAGCUGCCAGGAACAUGAAGCAUCGGCCAAGAAAACUCCAGGCAAGGAAUAUACUCAAGAAAAGAACAUGGCCAUGGAAGCAGGUCUCCCCAAAUCCAUUGCAGCACACGUGACGUCACCACGCAUCCAUGCUCAGACACGGAGCCUCAGGGUUACGCUUCCCUGCUGGGCUUUGACCUAGCUUUGGUCUACUGGUUCUUUGCUGUGUCCCGUUCCUCCCUUUUGCAAUGUGAAUUUUUUCUCUGCCCUUGUACAUUGUACGCAUGUAUUUUUAUAUUUUAUAGGGGCUCACAGUUAAGAGUUUGCCUUCCAUCUCAUGAAAGACAUUGGACAUUGGGCUGUUAUGCCGGGCACUCCUGAAGUUCCAGGGAGUGCGUUUUGCAUUGUGCGAUGAUCGUGAGCCCAUGUGAGCCAAGGAGGGCAUGGUAUAGACUGAGUGUAAAAUGUGCUCCACAGGCUCAUGUGUCUCAACCAUUGGUGUUCAGACCUUGGACAACUGAUGGUGUUAUUCAGGGAUGCUACAGAACCUACAGAAGACAAGGCCUGCCUGGAAACGGUGGGUCUCCAGGAGGCAGGCCUUGAAGGUGGUAUUCAUUCUCGGUUGAGCUUUCUGCUUCUACAUCAGGCAGAGUCCUGCCCACCAUGAUGUAAAGAAGCAGCCAUUGUGCCGGGUGGUGGUGCCGCAUGCCUUUAAUCCCAGCACUCGGGAGGUAGAGGCAGGUGGAUCUCUGUGAGUUCGAGGCCAGGCUGGACCGACAGCCUCUAAAACGAUACAGAGAAACCCUGUUUCAUAAAAACAAAAACAAAAAAACUUACAAAAAAAAAAAGAAGCAGCCAUUGCAAACUCCUUCCAACACAGACUAAGCCCCUUCAGCCAUCACGACUUCUGAUAAUGUAUUUCAACCUCAGGAACUCAAAACUAAAAUAACCCUCUGCCCACAUGAAUUGUGUCUGUCAGGAUUCUGGGCCUAAAACAAGAAGAUCAACAAAUACAACUUCCUUCUGGAAUAAGCUACUUGUAUGCUGCUUUGAACUCUGGGGUUCAUUCCCACUGCUGAAAACUCUCCUCAAAACCCAGAGUCUGUAUUCCUUUCUGCAAAUGUGACUGUGAAUCUGUCAGUUAGACCUAAGAAAAAGGUCAGGAAAUGCCUUGACAUGUAAGUAAAUCUUAAUUAACGUCCCAGGACAGGAUCUCUUUAGUUUCCUGUCCCCACUUCCAGAACUUGAGAUCAGAACUAUACCAGGAAACUGCUUGCCAGGACAGACAGACAUACCCAGCACAAGCAUAUUUAACUGACAGAAAUGCUAUAUUGAUUUAUUAAUGGAAUCACCAGCUAUGUGCCAGGUACUGUGUUAAACCUGCAUGGAUUAUUCCAACACACUCUGCUCUUGCUUGAUUGCUUCAGGGACUUCUUUACAGGGAGCCACAGAAGACCCGUAUGGGUGUGCAGGUCAAAAUGCACAAGGACAGAAAAUACAAAUAAAUACCUGUGUUUAGCUGGCACCAUCCCCAUUGAGUGUCCAUCACUCAAAGUGUGUGGUGAAAGACGAGGACUCCCUUACCUCUACUUCACUUUUAUUUGCCUGCUCCCGGGGAAAAGCCUAAGCCCUGGGCCUAUAAAGAAGCCCAUCUUUCUCAACAGAGAAAUAGCCUGAACACACAUUUUGGAUCUAGCCAUAGACCUGGAGUCAGGGGAGGGAGUCUGGGGUUUGAUGACUUGAAAACCUUUAUAGGUGUUUAAUCUUUUUCCACAAAUAUGUAUUGAGAACUCAUGCUAGGUUAGUCUUCUAGGUAAAAUAGAUAUACUCCCUACCCCAUAGGGCUCGUUUUAUUGUUUGGUGUUAUGAAAGAGACCUGGGAACAGCAGGUGUGUGUGUGUGUGUGUGUGUGUGUGUGUGUGUGUGCAUUUGAUGUGGUCCCAGAACCAUAACUUAUAUAUCUUGAAUGAAAAUGCUAAAAGGGAACCAGGAUUCCAGGAUUGAAGGAUAUAAAUCAAGUAGGCAAAUACAUGUUUAAAAAAGAAGCAUGUUUCUACAAAGAAAAAGUAUUUAGAAUAAGGGAACAUUCCCAAAUAUAAGAUGGAAGCAAAAACAGAAACAAAUAUACAAGAGAAAAAAGAGGAAGACCAAAAAAAAAAAAAAAGAGUUGUGGCUUAUGGCUUGAGAAAAAACAAAAGCUGAGCUGGCCCAAGGCACAGAUAUAAAUGUUAUUAAAUGUUGUAGAUCACUGUAUUUAUUACUCUAAUUUAAAAAAUAAAGUAGUAUUUAAAUCAAAUCAGUAUGUAUUAGGGAAGGGCUCCCCCACAGUUCUCGUAUAGGAGAGGGAAAGGGCACAUAACAGCACUUGGGGGAGAGAACUAUUUACAGUGCAGCCAGGGCUUCAAGGUUGUCCAGGUAAUAACAAUUCUGUAAUUUGAUCCUGUUAAAGACAUUGUGGAAUUCACAUACAAAAAUAUGCAUUAUGUUGCAAUUUGCAAUAGACAAAUUCUGGGAACUCCCUAAGAGAGAGCCCAUAAAUAAAGUUAAAUGAGCAACAACUUUAAGAGAAUAGGGUAAGGAGCAGGAGGGAUGACUCAGCAUUGGCUGGAUGCUUACCUUUAAUCCCAGCACUCGGGAGGCAGAGGCAGGUGGAUCUCCGUGAGUUCAAGGCCAACCUGGUCUACAGAGCAAGGUUCAGGACAGCUUCCAAAGCAAUACAGAGGAACCCUGUCUCAAAAACCAAAACUAACAAACAGACAAAAAAAAGCUCUGGCUGAUUUUCCAGUGGACCUGGGUUUAAUCCCCAGCACUGACGAGGUGGUUCACAACCAUCAGUAACUCCAACUCCAGAGCAUCUAAUACUGUCUUCCGACUUCCAUGGGUACCAGGCAUACACAUGGUACAUAGACAUAGCGUGCCAGUAAAUGUCUACAUACAUAAAAUAAUGAAAUUAAGUUAAAUCUUACAAAAUAGAGGUUUUAUAGCCAGGUCUGCCUACCUUUAGUCCCAGAACAUUUAGAAGGCAGAGGCAGGAGGCUAGCCACAAGUUUGAGGCCAGACUACAUAGUAAAUUUCAAGCCAGCAAUAUUGGAAGAUUUUGUCAAUAAUAUUAUUAUUUACUAUUGUUGUUACAAAUUUAUAUUUUUCUAAAAUUAAAAAAAUUAUAGUUUGUGGUGUCACAUGCUUAUAAUCUUAGCACCCAGGAGACUGAAACAGAAGGACUAUGCAUUUGAGGUCUCCUGGACUUUAUAAUGAAACCUGUCUCAAAAACAACAACAAAAUGACAGGCCACACAGUUCUUAUAAAGCUAGAAGUAUCACAAGUGGGAAAAGUAGCAUGUAGAAAUGAAUGUGCUCUAUUGAAAGACACGCCCUGUGUGAAACCCUGGCUUCCAGCCUGUCUUAGUUAGGGCUUCUAUUGCUGCAACAAAAUACCAUGACCAAAAAGCAAGCUGGGGAGAAAAGGGUUUAUUUGGCUUAUUCUUUCACAUUGCUUUUCAUCAUUGAAGAAAGUCAGGACAGGAACUCAAACAGGGCUGGAUUCUGGAGGCAGGAGCUGAUGCAGAGGUCAUGAAGGGGAACUGCCUACUGGCUUGUUUUACAGAGCUUGCUCAAGCUGCUUUCUGGGCCCUCCCCCAUUGAGCACUAAAUGAGAAAAUGCCUUUCAGCUGGGUCUCAUGGAGGCAUUUCCUCUGAUGACUCUAGCUUGUGUCAAUUUGACACACAAAACCAGGCAGUACACAGCCCAAGCACCACAUAACUGGGUGUCGUAGUUUGUGACUGUAAUAGCUGCCCUCCAGAGGUAUUGGCAAGGUGAUCAGAAAUUCAGAGUCCUCUGCUAACUAGUUCCAUGUCAACCUGAGAUAAACGAGAUGUUGAAAGGAAAAAAAACUAAGAAGGGAGAAGGAUGGGAAGAAAUGGGGAGAGGAAAGCAGAGGGAGCAGAGUCAAUGCUUCUCUGACCUUCAAUUAAUAUGAAAUAUAUAUUUUUAAAAGAAAUAUGUGUGAAAAAAUGAAAGAAAAUAUGUUAAACUAUUAAUACUGGUUGCUUGGGGGGAGUGAUAGCUUAGGCAUCUCCUUAUUUGUUUGUUUUUCCUGUGUGUGUUCAUUUUCCAAAUGCUUUUCAAUUAAAAAAUGUGUAUUGUAUAGCACGAUGGAAGAAGUUUUAAAUAGAUUUUCAGUAAGAACAAAAGAGUUGGUGUCUGCUAAGAAGAACUGAAGGGGAAAUCUAAAACCGAUCUGUUAAAAGUGUGGUGGAAGAAGAUGAAAUAACAUUCUGUGGGAGAAUGGAAGAAGACCCCCACACACACAGCCAUAGAAGGGAAAGAUUAACUUAGAGAGUGGUGUGACUUGACUCUGUGGUGAGGUGUAGGCAAAGAGGGCUGGGCUUUAGACUCCAUCGCUACCCCAUCUCCUCUGUUCUGGGAACUACUCAUGCUAAAUAAUUAGGAAUAUCAUCCAUCCCACCCCACCCCACCCCCAUCCUCUCUUUCUUUAAUUAAAUGGGACCUGGAGUCUGUGCACUCAGUAUUUCACAGUGGUGGCUGCAAAAAGGUCCCUUCCUCCUCAGCUCAAGCUGCAAGCAAAGGAAACCACCAGCUUGUCUGUGAGAAAUUCACACCACAUCCCAGGCCCACCACAUACAGCCCCCCUAGCUAUGUGGUAUUAACUUGUGAAAUGAAAUGUGAGUGGCGAAUUCUCAAAUGUAGAAACCUAAUAAAAAGAAGCAGAGAAAAGAA
This is a messenger RNA of Mesocricetus auratus (golden hamster), 7153 nucleotides long. It is a transcript of the gene Slamf7, whose product is annotated as SLAM family member 7. NCBI's taxonomy places the organism in Eukaryota, Metazoa, Chordata, Mammalia, Rodentia, Cricetidae. Gene Ontology annotation, biological process: T cell activation. The coding region runs from base 596 to 1594 and encodes 332 amino acids. The transcript has 8 exons. Gene Ontology annotation, cellular component: external side of plasma membrane. The record is from RefSeq and is a predicted model, not a curated record.